AUGAAAUCACUGACUUGGAUCUUGGGCCUUUGGGCUCUUGCAGUGUGUUUCACACAUGGUGAGAGUCAAAGAGACCCCAGGGGACCAUAUCCACCUGGACCACUGGCUCCUCCUCCUCCACCACCUUUUCCUUUUGGACCAGGAUUUGUUUCACCACCCCAUCCUCCACCCUAUGGUCCAGGGAGAUUUCCACCACCCCUUUCUCUACCCUAUGGUCCAGGGAGAAUCCCACCACCCCCUCCUCCACCAUAUGGUCCAGGGAGAAUUCAACCACACCCUUUUCCUCCUCCUUAUGGCCCAGGUUAUUCACAGCCACCUUCCCAACCAAGACCCUAUCCACCUGGACCUCCAUUUUUCCCUGUAAUUUCUCCAACUGAUCCUGCCCUCCCUACUCCUGCACCCUAA
Molecule: messenger RNA, 405 nt
Organism: Pongo pygmaeus (Bornean orangutan)
Lineage: Eukaryota; Metazoa; Chordata; Mammalia; Primates; Hominidae
Gene: SMR3A
Product: submaxillary gland androgen regulated protein 3A
Exons: 3
Coding region: 1-405 (134 amino acids)
Biological process (GO): regulation of sensory perception of pain
Molecular function (GO): endopeptidase inhibitor activity
Source: RefSeq, a predicted model, not a curated record